This is a messenger RNA of Eruca vesicaria subsp. sativa (arugula), 1064 nucleotides long. The record is from the annotation of a GenBank genome assembly. Lineage: Eukaryota; Viridiplantae; Streptophyta; Magnoliopsida; Brassicales; Brassicaceae.
GUUUGGCUCUCACCAUUUGUCAUCUGCGUUUUCAUUAGCUGUGUCUCUCUUGCAUCAGGUUCCCGAGGAGUGAGUAAAACCAGCGACUCAUCAACUUAAAAAUGGAGACUGAGUACCCCAAAUACGAUACCCUUUUAUUUGAUCUUGAUGAUACCCUUUAUCCAUUGAGCUCUGGGAUUGCUAGAGAAUGUGGUCAGAACAUCAAAGAUUACAUGGUGGAAAAACUAGGAAUCGACAAGCGUAAGAUCUUGGAGUUAUCUAAUUCACUUUACAAGAAUUAUGGAACUACCAUGGCCGGUCUCCGAGCCAUAGGUUAUGACUUCGACUACGACGAGUAUCACAGUUACGUGCAUGGGAGGCUACCUUAUGAUAACAUCAAGCCAGAUCCAGUUUUGAGAACUCUUUUACUUAGCCUACCUCUUCGCAAAAUCAUCUUCACGAACGCUGACAAGUUACACGCAGCUAGAGCCCUAGAGAGGCUAGGGUUAGAGGACUGUUUCGAAGGAAUAAUUUGCUUUGAGUCAAUGAACUCUACUAACCGCGACAACAUACAUGGCAAUGAUGAGAUCUUCGACAUCAUCAAAUAUCUAUCGUCUGAUCAUGAACAUCCACUUUCCGGUUUGCCUAAAACACCAAUUGUCUGUAAACCAUCCGAAACCGCCAUAAUAAAGGCUAUUGAAAUCGCCAACAUUGAUCCUCAAAGAACCUUGUUCUUCGAAGACAGUGUUCGAAACAUUCAAGCUGGUAAACGCGUCGGUCUUAAUACCGUUCUGGUUGGGACUUCGCAGAGAGUGAAGUGUGCAGAUUAUGCGGUAGAGAACAUCCAUAACCUAAAAGAGGCUUUGCCUGAGCUUUGGGAAUCGGACGCUAAGCCUGAAAAUGUUAGGUACUCCGGCAAGCUUGCCGUUGAAACACCGGUUAUAGCGUAAUCAACACGCAUUUCCUUAUUUGGAAAAUUCAUGCAGAGAAUUGAUUGUUAUAGUUUCUCUUUUGUAAUAAUCUCUGCUUUUUUAUUUAUUUUGUAAAUAGCAUUUCCUCUUAUUAUUAUGAGUUAAUUAAUAAAU